GCCGAAAGAGGCUUAUAGCGAGACCGAAGAGAGAGGACCGCUCUGUUGGAACCCCCGAUGCGAAGGAGGAGAGAGAGGCGGAGAGAUAGACAGAGGGAGAGGGAGAGAGAACGAGAGAGAGAGAGAGAGAGAGAGAGAGAGUAGGGUGCAGGCGCAGCAGAGCAAAGAGGAGAAGGAAGAAGAGUUGGAGGGAGAGAGGGAGGUGAUGGAGUCCAAGAGGGAUUCGGAGAGGAACCGGUGGGGACUUCUUGCUCAUUCAUACUCGAACGCCUCCGCACAGAACGAGAGAGAGUCUCUCUCUCCCUCUUUCUCUCCACGAAUGUCUCCAUGUAACUUCUUGCGCGGCACUCGAGAUGCGUUCAAUGCCACUUAAUCAACGUAUUUCUCGAGAUUAGAGCCGAAACGUUCGUUAAUAAUCGUCAUUUUCCGUCUCUCUUUCUCCCAGCUAAUCUUCUCAUCGAAUUAGCGGCUAGUAUUGUUCGUUAUCGCGUCUGUGAAUUCGUUGUUAGCCGAGCAUUCAAACUUGUACGAGAUUAUUCAAGAUUUUCUCCAUAUCGAUUCGUCAAAACUUGUCCGUUAGUUUUAUCAAUUGAUAAUUAGAAAUUCAAGUAAUCUAAUACUUGGAAAUUGUUGCUCGAACAAAGACCUUUGAAACGAAGAAUAAAUGGGAGUAAAGCGUAGAAAAUCCUAACGGCGAUCAACGUUCAAAUAUUGUUAAUUCGACGAUUAAUGAAUACGGAGAGAUGUCACGACGCGUAUGACGGGCAUUGGCAUAUACGCCUGAUCAAUUUCGAUCAAUCCCUGAUAAUUCCGUUCAAAAUGAAACUGCAUUUCGGGGCGUACCGAUUCAUAAUCGUACACGUAUGUAUGCACGUACCUUUUAUUAAUUACCAUACGAUUUCGUUAAUUACGAAGCAUUAUGCCGUACACGUGCAUACGAGCCAAUCGGAAUAUUCGCGACGUGUAACCGUGGUCCGAUGUCCAAUACUUGCGUUUCUAAUGCUAAUGCGUAUUAGUGACAAGCUUUAAGUCAUCCUAGUUAUUUUCUGCUCUAUGUCCAUUAUCUUUAACCUCGUAUUAAACACACGACGCAGCCUUUGAAGUCACCGCGAGAUAAAAGAAAAAAGAAAAAAAAAAAAAGAAACAAAAAAGAAAUGGAAGAAAAAUAUUACUAUGUAUGUCGGUGUUAAAAAAGUGGAUAGAUACAUAGAAUAGUAAGUACGUAUUUAAGUCUAUUGUAUUGUUCGCAUUAAAAAUAAAUAUCUACGUAAUGAUUAAUCGUAUAAUAUAAUAACCGCAUAAACGCAUCGUGACCUCUCAGACACCGAUCUCCAUUCUAAUGCACGCUCAUAGAAUUCUCCAUUAACCGUAAUAGUCUAUCAUUUUCCGAACCGAUGUUCCGUACGACCGAAUCGCGUUGGUAUACCCAACGAUGCGAUUUUGCAGAUAGAAAAGUUAAUUUCGUCGCGAGAUUGUUCGUCGUUCGAAAAACAAAAAGAAAUAUAGAAAAAAAAAUGAAAGAGUUGAAAGAAUAAAAAAGGAAGGAUAAAUCGAAAAAAAUUGAAAAGAAAUUGAAUCGAAAAUUUGUUAAAUCGGUAACACACGCGAUAUUCUUUAGACGUACGUACGUGUAUGCGUAUGCUAUUCGGUGGGCGUAAAAGGAAAUGUGCCGGAUGACCUCGGGUAGCUUCGGUUGUAUUUAGGACACCCGAUAGAUGAUAGCUACGGGCUCCAGGAUGCAAACUGAUAGAAACUGGCGCGUGUGAUUCAACUUCAUUAAGAGAUAUACGCGCACGCGUGUGUGUGUGUGUGUCUGUGCGCGCGUGCCUGCGCGUGGAUGUAUAUAUUAUAAAUACGUUCAUUCAGAUUUACCUCCGAUAUUUUCAACCUUUCAAAUUCACGUUUCGCUUAUCACCCAUGAAAUAAUUAUCGAUGUAAGGCUUUGAAUAACUUCGUACCUUGCGAGGCGAUGGCAAAUACGAGAUCGAAUUUCAUCUUUUUCUCUUUUAAAUCCUACAAAAUAACAUUCGAGCUCCAAAGAUCAUAUCGACGAGCUUACGCGCGUAGACGCAUGCACGUGUAGGUACGUACGUACGUAAAUAAAUGUAUAAGCGAAUCGACGUUUCGUUUUCGCACAAAUUAUAAUGGUAUCGUUAAGUAGUCGUAGAGAAGUAGCGCAUGGGAUGACGUUUAUCGUUGGUCCAUUUUUAUCUUCUUCUACUUCGUUGAUAGAAGCCAAUUUGGCAAGAGGUUCAUUAAAAUAAUUGGGUCGCCAGAUAAGUUUUUAUAUUUUUCGCCUGCUCCGAGUCAGGAACAAAACGAUUGAAUAACGUCUAUUAAAAGAACGAGAGGCGGAAUCUGCUGUUUUUCAAUCAAUGUGUAAGUCUAUUAUACGUACGCAUAGGCGCGUGUACGUGUGCGAACUGAAUUCCGUUGAAAAUUAUAAAACAGACGAGGAGAGUGAGCCUAGGUUAUGCCGUAUGCCAUAGAUUUCUAACUAAUUCUCUAAGCGAGACACCGCGACGUCGUUUAUUUCUUAGUAGGGUGUCGUCGAUAAGAUCAUCGAAGCGACGAAGAAAAAUGGCUUACUCUUACAACAUCGAAGAGGUUCCGAUGGCCGACGAGCCGUGCGUGGAACACGACAUUCGUCGUGCGAAACAAUUUUUGCUGAAGCACAGUCCCGAGUCCGGUGAUAAUCUGUACGACCACUUAUCGGAUCUCCUCUCAAAGAUACUCGCGGAAAGGCCGAAAAAUGCUGUCGAUUUAUUCGAGGAGUAUAGCAGAAGGUUGAAGGAAGAAAGAUUCAAAACCCAGACUAAUCAUUUGCAUGACGUAUACGUCCCACCUAUGCAAUAUGAAAAUGCAAAGAAGCUCAUCGCGUUGUUUCAAGUAAUCAAACGUUUCGAACAGGAAGAAGAUAGAAUGGAGGAGGACGAGGAGAGUGAGAGAAAGAAAUCGAUACCAAAUAUGAUGGACUUGCUAUUUUAUUUCGAACAAACUGGCGUGGGUUUGCCACGAAGCGAGAUGAUUUUGCUUAAUCUAGCGAUAAGAAAACUAGCUAGCAGCGUGCCCAUCGAAAACGUGAGGUUUUGGGGUAAGAUCCUUGGUAAUCCGAAGAAUUAUUACGUCGUGGAAGCCGAACUUAAUGAGGACGAGCUACGAAGGAGAUUAGAGGUAAUUGCUACUAUAUCGGUUUCAACGAUUUCUUUUUUUUUUUUUCGAUUAAAAUGAAGAAUAAUCUCAAAGUAGCAAGUGACAGCCGCGGAGGAAAUUAGAGAAGAAAAUAGGGAGGAGAGAGUGCAGGAAGAGGCGGAAAUUUCAGGCGAAGAUCAGGAAAAAGGAUUGCAGUUGGUAUUUCCACCAUUGCCGAUUAGUACAUGGAAAAUACCAGCGGAAGUGCCACCGGAACAAAUUGGAACUGGUGUAAACGCUAAGGUAUAUUUCGUAUGCAACAGGCUAGGAAUCGACGAUUGGCUCGAACUUCCGCCGGUCACGCCGCAACAAAUAGUGAUUUCUCGUGAAAUCGUUCGUUACUUUACCGGCAACUUGAAGACACCGAUACACACUUUUCCACCGUUUCCCGGCACCGAAGAGAACUAUCUCCGAGCAGAAAUCGCGAGAAUCAGCGCAGCGACCGACAUAUCGCCGAUAGGCUAUUUUACGUUCGGCGGAUUAGACGAGGAAGAGGAGAUAGAUGAAGAAAUGGAAGAGGGAGGGACCUUGACGGAGAAUGUGCAUUACGAUCCAUUGCCAGUCAAGGAUCUAGUGGAUCCAUCAAUGUCGAAUUGGUGUCAUCAUACUCCGUACAUUCUGAAGCAGGGACGUACGGUGUGGUGGGAUCCACGAGAAAGAGAGGAAGGAACGUUGAGAGAAGAAGAGGAAGAGGAAGGUGAAGAGGAUGAAACAAGAGCCGGAGAUGCGGUCAGAGAAACUGGACCACCUUUGUUGACGCCAUUGUCCGAAGAUGCCAUUUUAGAAUCUGUAUUUCCGUGGACGACCAGGCAAUCGUCGUUCGUUCAACUAGACACCGCGGUUGCGUUAGUAAGGUCAAAUAUUUGGCCUGGUGCUUACGCGUUCGCCGUUGACAGACGUUUCGCCAACGUGUACAUCGGCUGGGGUCACAAGUACACCGCUUACAAUUACAAUCCACCGUCUAUGCCUCCCGUUCAGGAUCAGUAUAGAAUUGGUCCCGAGGUCAUGGAGAUUCGGGAUCCUACUUUUGAAGAAGAGGAGGCUUACCGUAUCGCCCAUUUACCACCACCACCAUUAUCGAUAGGAGAAGGGGAGGAAGAGCUAGGAGAGGAAGAGGAAGAGGAAGAGGACGAGGAAGAGGAUGAAUGAUCGACGAUUAACUUCGUGAAUAAUUCAAAUCAACAUAAGCUCGAUUAAAGAUAAUAAAAUAAGAACAAAAUAAUCAACCCUGAAAAUGUAUUUAAAUAUCUUCCCGCGUAUUUACCGAUGCGGUAGAGAGAUUCUACGUCACGAUACUAUUCGUCGGCAAGUAGAUUCCUUCUUUUUCAAGAAAUAUUUUUACUCCAGAGGUAACCGAUAUUAUCGAUAAUCCUUAUGCGUUUAUAGUCCUAAUCCGUUUACCACCUUCCGAUCGAAGCGAGUGUAACUUCACAAGAUGUGCAUUUAACGGAUAUGAACAAGAUAUGAACUGCGAUAGCAAUAGAGGGAAUACGAAAAAUAUAAUAUUUAAUCUGAAAAGUAUAAAUAAAAAUGAAUGCAAAUAAUGAUUUUAAAUUAUAGCAAAAUUACAGAGCGAAUUUAAAUCGAUGGAAAUAAUGCCAUCUACAAUGCUCUUACUCAUCGUAUUUCAUAAAAAGAA
Vespula vulgaris is the source of this 4831-nucleotide messenger RNA. RefSeq names its product radial spoke head protein 6 homolog A (gene Rsph4a). The record is from RefSeq and is a predicted model, not a curated record. Lineage: Eukaryota; Metazoa; Arthropoda; Insecta; Hymenoptera; Vespidae. Gene Ontology annotation, cellular component: axoneme; radial spoke. The transcript is spliced from 10 exons. Gene Ontology annotation, biological process: cilium assembly; axoneme assembly; cilium movement involved in cell motility.